GUUGCAAGUGCGCUGGACUCAAUGCGGCCAGGCAGACGGUGCCUCUGACAGACAAUGCAAGUUUGCUGCUGCGACCGUGCGACUUGCUGAGAUGAGUUCAGGGAGCCAGUUGAUGAGGCAGGAUCGCAGGGGCUGCGCUGGGAGAUGAUUGCAUCCACCAGCCGUGUUGUGUUCCUGUCCCUGCCUGCUUUUGACUUGAAAAGAUCAUGACAGAAGUCUUUCUCUCAGCUCUUUUGAAUGUUACUCAAAGCACUUUGCUGGCAAGUGGCUCAUCAGCUGGGAAUGUCACAAAAUGCUCUCUGACAAAGACAGGCUUUCAGUUCUAUUACCUCCCUGCCGUCUAUAUUGUCGUCUGCAUCACGGGAUUCAUUGGGAACAGUGUGGCCAUAUGGAUGUUCAUUUUUCAUAUGAAACCAUGGAGCAGUAUCUCGGUCUACAUGUUUAACCUGGCCCUGGCAGAUUUCCUUUAUGUCCUGUCUCUGCCAGCCCUGAUAUUUUAUUAUUUCAAUAAAACAGACUGGAUCUUUGGGGAUGCCUUGUGCAAACUGCAACGCUUUCUUUUCCAUGUAAAUCUUUAUGGCAGCAUCUUGUUCUUGACUUGCAUCAGCGUGCACCGUUACACGGGGGUCGUGCAUCCACUUAAGUCACUUGGGAGGCUGAAGAAGAAGAAUUCCAUCUACAUCAGUGCACUGGUCUGGUUCAUUGUCAUCGCCGGCAUUUCUCCCAUCCUUUUCUUCUCUGGGACUGGGAUCAGGAAGAACAAAACCAUCACCUGCUUUGAUACAUCUUCUGACGAGUACCUGCGAAGCUACUUCAUCUAUAGCAUGUGCACCACCGUCUUUGGAUUCUGCAUUCCCUUCAUUUUAAUUCUGGGUUGUUAUGGAUUAAUCGUCAGAGCUUUGAUUUACAAAGACAUGAACAAUGCCCCCCUAAGAAAGAAAUCUAUUUAUCUGGUUAUUAUUGUCUUGACUGUCUUUGCUGUCUCCUACCUUCCUUUCCAUGUAAUGAAGAAUCUAAAUUUAAGAGCCAGGCUGGAUUUUCAGUCUCCCGAGAUGUGUAACUUCAAUGACAGGGUAUAUGCCACCUAUCAAGUGACUAGGGGUCUUGCUAGCCUCAAUAGCUGUGUAGACCCUAUCCUGUAUUUCUUGGCAGGCGAUACCUUUCGAAGGAAGCUUUCCAGGGCGACCAGGAAAGCAUCCAGAAGGAGUGAGGCUAAUGUGCAAUCUAAAAGUGAAGAGGUGACUCUCAACAUCUUAUCAGAGUACAAGCAGAAUGGGGACACGAGCUUGUGAAGAUGAAAGGUCAGGGUGGACUGUGAUGGCCAACUGUUGGAACACAUCCGUUCAGAGAGUUUCCCUAUGGUGUGUACGGGUUAAUUAACAGAUCGGGCAAGAACCACUGCAGUUUUGGUCAGAGGGAGCUGAAAAUCGUUCUACAGCAUGAGAGACAUUUGUCUUUGGAGGAGAUCGGAGAAGAACAAAAAGGAUGUUCAAUCUGUGUGUAUAUGGUGUGUGUAUUCGCUAUCUACACUAUCUAUACCAUGGUAUUUUUUACUUUUACUAAUUAUUCCAGAAACUACUGUGAAUAAGGAUUAACUACAGCUAACAUGGUGAAGGAAUGUAUCUCAACAAGUCCUAAUGUGCUGUUUCAAGUUAAUCUAAAGUAUUUGUUAACCAGCUGGUUUUAUUUCUUGUGCAUCAGUUUGGCUUAGCAGUAGACCUACAGUAGACCCCCCCCCGGGGGACAUCAGUUGAGUAUUAUUGCAGUAGAGGUAUAUGUUAAACAAUAAUUCUCUAUGUUCAUAGAGGGCUGGCCUGGGAAGCGCCCUUUCUAUAUCUGUCAAUCGUUUAUGUAGCUGUGUCAGUAAAAGAAGAUGAACAAAAUGAAAUAUCUUUGAGCCAAAAUCCAAUACAUUGGGUUGACAGAGAAGUGCUGAAAUAGAUUAUUUCCCCCCCUUAGGCUGGUAUAUAUUGCACAAGCAGUAGAUUCUUUGACUUACCCUUUCAUCUUGUGUAGACAAAGCUCUUGGGUUCUGGAACAAUUACACACCAAAUAGAGUUCUUUGGAAGUUUUUCCGCAUCAAGGAGAAAUCUGAUUGUUCGGGGUCUUAUCACUGGGGAAAGCUAACGAACUACAGGACUGAAGCUGAAAAGCCUACUAGUUAGCUAUUGCUAGAUGAUUAGCUACCUCCAGCUCAUUAAUGCAGGGCAAGUGUUAUGCUUGGUCCCAUUUAAACACCACGUACUGUAACGGGGUGCACUUUUCUUUUUCAUUUAUUCAAUUUCUUUUAAAUCCUUUGUUCUGAUCCGGCUAACUCCGGACAAAUACAAAGUAUAUAAAGUCUUGAAAUAGGGUUGAAGGGGUUUCCGCCAGCUCCUACAUACCAACCGUUACAUUUUCUUGAUGUGGGGCAUGAUAUCCGAUAUCUUGUCAAAUGAAUAUGAAGGGAUACAUAUGUGAUAUACACGUUUAAUGUACUGUGGACAUUUUUGCAUUUAGUACGUGUUUUAAUGCUCCUGUGGAAAAAAAAUGUUUUAUUUUUGUACUAUUGUAAUUUAAUAUAGUUCAGUAAAUCGGUUUUUAUUUGUGAUUUAACAGUGCCAUUUAAUUGAUUUUUUUUGCCUAUGGAGACAGUGUUACUUGACUUUAAAAGCUUCUCAGGUUUUGUAACGGAUAUCGAAUAGUAGAUUGCCACAAAAUGUGUUUAACUAUCACAAUCAAAGGGUUGCCCGUUGCCGUACGGCGCUGUGAUGUGUGCAUGUAGGUGUACAGUGUGUGUACAGCAUGGUAUUAGACACUAGCAUCUUUACAAGGGAACAGCAAAGCUACACAAGUGUGUCUGGUGUUGUACUUAGCAAUUUAAACCUGAAAGAGAUCCAAUAAAACUCUAAAAUAUUA
Xenopus laevis (African clawed frog) is the source of this 2898-nucleotide messenger RNA. RefSeq names its product purinergic receptor P2Y, G-protein coupled, 1 S homeolog (gene p2ry1.S). The record is from RefSeq and is marked provisional. Gene Ontology annotation, molecular function: G protein-coupled ATP receptor activity; A1 adenosine receptor binding; signaling receptor activity. Lineage: Eukaryota; Metazoa; Chordata; Amphibia; Anura; Pipidae. Gene Ontology annotation, cellular component: membrane; plasma membrane. Gene Ontology annotation, biological process: G protein-coupled receptor signaling pathway; G protein-coupled purinergic nucleotide receptor signaling pathway; signal transduction.